AUGUCGAUCGGCCGAGCCCGUCUGGAAUUGAAAACCAUGAAAAACAUCGCUAGUUUUCUGCCAGAUUGUUCCAUAGAUGAUCGCUUAUCGAACAUGCUUCAGUUGUCAAGACGCCAUUCACAUUUUAAUGGCGGCGUCGCCAUCUUGGCAACCCCAAACAAGCACAGAGAAGCAAUAUUCCCAUCUCGUCAACUUAACCUUCCUCUGAAUAAACGCCAUAGCCACGGUAUCUACGACGACUGCAGCCCGCCAACAACAUACACCAAAAGGGCUGAAUGUCCAAUGGCUACUCAAACCUAUGUGAAUGAUAUACAGGCCAUGAAUCCUGCAAAUGUACAACAGAAUGCUUCAAAGUCACCUGUAGUCAGUCAGGCUCAAGUCGUCCAACAGCAACCACAGCAGCCUCCCCAGGCUCAGGUACAACAAGUCCAGCCGACACAGCAAGUGCAACAGCAGCAGGCACAAGUACAGCAAUUAGGCCAGCCGCAGCAACAACAACAACAACAACAACAACAACAACAGCAACAACAACAAGCAACUACUCCAGUAACAGGAGGAGCUAUCCAAAAAGUGUCUCAGGCACCUACAACAAUCAUUCAACCUGCCCAGGCACAUACAGGACACUCUUAUAUAGUUGCUACAUCAGUUCCUGAAGCAGCUGCUGAGCAGAGCCAUGAGCAGACAUCGGUUCAGCAAUCUGGUCAAACAGUAUAUUCUGCACAUGUCCAGUACGUAGACGCCAAUGACCAAGCUAUCUACACAGCUGCCAAUGGCCAAAUGCCAGCAUAUCAAGAAUAUGCACCGAAUACCAUGUACUCUUCUGUGGGUGGAGCAUAUUAUCAAACUGCUGGCAGUCAGAUGGCCACCAAUAUUACCCAUGUACAAAGUAUCCAAGGUCAGAUCAUUACUCAACAUGGCGGCACAUAUGUCAUCCAGAGUAGUCCAAUGGAUGGCGAAGGGGCUCCCCUCAGUCACACCACGAGAGCGUCCCCAGCCACAGUAAGUUUUGCUGUGCAAUGGCUCCUCGAUAACUAUGAGACUGCUGAAGGUGUAAGUUUGCCCCGGAGUACUUUGUAUAACCAUUAUCUACGCCAUUGCCAGGAGCAGAAUUUAGAUCCUAUGAAUCCAGCUUCUUUUGGUAAAUUAAUACGCUCAGUUUUCAUUGGCUUACGGACUAGGAGGCUUGGUACACGAGGAAAUUCAAAAUAUCAUUAUUAUGGAAUACGGAUCAAGGCCAACUCGCCUCUAAAUCAAUUCACAGAUGAGCAGACAAUGGCUUUACGCCAGCAACCAAUAUACCAGGGCAAAAAAAUGAGAUUUGCCAAUAAUAAAGUGGAAGGGUGUGAAAAUGAUAGCAUGUAUAGCCAUUAUAAUAGCACUCAUCAAGACACUUCACAGACACAACAACAACAUCAUCAGCAAUUUUUAGGUGAUGCAUCUGGUGCUAUCCCAAACUUUGUUGAAGUUGAUACAUCACAGAUGCCAUUACCUGAUGGCAUCAUGUUUGAACAUAUCCGGACCUUUGAAAAAGUCUACAGGGAACAUGCAGAGGCCAUUGUAGAUGCAGUCGUAAAUUUACAGUUUUCUUUGAUUGAAGCAUUAUGGCAGGGUUUCUGGAGGAAUCAAACACCAGAACAGCAGCAGAAUACUGACAACAAUUAUGAGAAACGGCUUCCAAAAGACAAACUCUAUGCGAUGUGUAAAUAUGAGCCUUUGCAAAAAUAUGUUCAAAGAUCAGAUUAUGCAUUUUACCAGGCUCUUGUUGAAGUGCUAAUACCUGAUGUUCUACGACCAAUACCUAGCUCAUUAACUCAAGCUAUUCGAAAUUUUGCUAAAAGUUUGGAAAAUUGGCUAAAGGGUGCCAUGCAUGGGGUUCCAGAUGAAAUGGUUAAGACAAAAGUUAGUGCAGUGGGUGCCUUUGCCCAGACACUCCGUCGAUAUACGUCCUUGAAUCAUCUUGCUCAGGCAGCAAGAGCUGUUUUACAAAACACUUCUCAAAUAAACCAAAUGCUGACAGAUUUAAAUAGAGUUGAUUUUGCCAAUGUUCAGGAGCAAGCCUCCUGGGUGUGCCAAUGUGAAGACUCUAUGGUUCACCAACUUGAGCAAGAUUUCAAAAAAACUCUUCAGUCCCAGAAUUCCUUAGAACAGUGGGCAGUCUGGCUUGAAGGAGUUGUUAAUCAAAUUCUUAAGCCACAUGAAGGAAGUAGUAAUUUUCCAAAAGCUGCAAGGCAGUUUCUACUAAAAUGGUCAUUUUAUAGUUCUAUGGUUAUCCGGGAUUUAACCUUACGUAGCGCUGCCAGCUUUGGUUCUUUCCACCUUAUACGACUGUUGUAUGAUGAAUACAUGUUUUAUCUGGUGGAGCACAAGGUGGCAGCUGCUACCGACGAGACACCAAUUGCUGUUAUGGGAGAAGUAAGACAGUUUAUUGAUCUUGGAAACACUGCCGCCUUGAAUUCCUUUGACUCAACUGAUAAUAAUACUGUUGGUGUUGGCAUGAAACCAGCAUACAUUCCUCAUACUGUAAUCAACAGUUCUGGAAAUGGCCAUGCUGUUGAAUCUGCCUCAACUAGCACCAAUGCCACCGCCACUGUUAUGGUUCUUACUCCGGCCAUCUCACACACUGGCAAUGUGACAACUAGUACAACCACCGUUCAGACCAACCCCAUCACCAAUGCCCAUCAAGUCACUCUACGAGCCACUCCAGCAACUGCACAAAUUGCAACAGGACAAAAGACAAUUGUGGUCAUGCCAGUUUCAACUGUUGGAGCUGGAGAUCCCCAUUCAAUGAAAAGAAUGAAAACAGAAUAA
Acanthosepion pharaonis is the source of this 2808-nucleotide messenger RNA. The record is from the annotation of a GenBank genome assembly. NCBI's taxonomy places the organism in Eukaryota, Metazoa, Mollusca, Cephalopoda, Sepiida, Sepiidae.